Spea bombifrons (plains spadefoot toad) is the source of this 1237-nucleotide messenger RNA. It is a transcript of the gene NCALD, whose product is annotated as neurocalcin delta. NCBI's taxonomy places the organism in Eukaryota, Metazoa, Chordata, Amphibia, Anura, Pelobatidae. The coding region runs from base 158 to 739 and encodes 193 amino acids. Gene Ontology annotation, molecular function: actin binding; calcium ion binding; tubulin binding. The record is from RefSeq and is a predicted model, not a curated record. Gene Ontology annotation, biological process: calcium-mediated signaling. The transcript is spliced from 4 exons. Gene Ontology annotation, cellular component: cytosol.
AGCCACACAGCCCAGAGGCUUGUGAAUCUGGUGCAUGGUGGAUCCAUACUGUCUCUGCUGCUUCUCCUGCUCCCACUGCUGCUUCUCACGGUUCGCAAGAAAAUGGACUAUUAAUCAUCUGAUUAGACUUCGCAUCUGGUGAAAACAUCACAUCAACAUGGGGAAACAGAACAGCAAACUUCGUCCUGAGGUCAUGCAGGAUUUACUAGAAAGUACAGACUUUACCGAGCACGAGAUUCAGGAAUGGUACAAAGGCUUCUUGAGAGACUGCCCAAGUGGACACUUAACCAUGGAGGAGUUUAAGAAAAUAUAUGGGAACUUUUUCCCUUAUGGGGACGCUUCCAAGUUUGCAGAACAUGUAUUCCGCACUUUUGAUGCCAAUGGAGAUGGAACAAUUGAUUUUCGAGAAUUUAUCAUAGCUUUGAGCGUGACCUCCAGGGGGAAACUGGAGCAGAAGCUGAAGUGGGCAUUCAGUAUGUAUGACUUGGAUGGAAAUGGUUAUAUUAGCAAAUCAGAAAUGCUGGAAAUAGUGCAAGCAAUCUAUAAGAUGGUUUCUUCUGUAAUGAAAAUGCCAGAGGAUGAGUCAACACCAGAAAAAAGAACAGAGAAAAUCUUUCGGCAAAUGGAUACCAACAGAGAUGGAAAGCUAUCAUUGGAGGAAUUCAUCAAGGGGGCGAAGAGUGACCCGUCCAUUGUCCGGCUCCUUCAGUGUGACCCAAGCAGUGCCGGACAAUUCUGAACCUGUUAUUUUAAUGGAGUACAUUUCUACUUUUGUUUUAUAUUAUUUUUUGCCAAAAUUACAUUUGUCAUGGUGUAGGCUUCUUAUGGCCGGACAUCCUUUUUUUGUGGUAUAUAUUAUUUGGGAUGACUAAAAUGGUGAAUUCAGCGUUUGAUUGAGCAGGACACAGGAUGUACUAAAAGAGUAUCUGAAUUCCCCUGCUGUUUCAAUGUAAUCUGUUAAAUAUAAUGUUUUAGUGUUGUACUUGGUUCAACAACCUUGUAGUUAUAUUUUUGGAAUUAAUUUUUUUGAAUGCUGGGAGUUUGCUCGACCUAUUGCAAGGCAACACAGUGCUUCGGGCACUUGGAGGGUUAAUAAAUCGUUUCUGUGUCAUGGAGAGCAAAGUUUGUGAACAGUCAGGACCCUUAUUAGAUUACACUAAUGUUUGUAAUGCUAGGACGAUGCAUACUGGAGGCUUUCACCAAACAAAAAUAAAAAGUGGGUAAAAUUUGAUUGAAA